CUUCGAGCACGUGAGAUCUCGUUAGGCGAAACCUGGCUGGGCAAUUCUCAACAGCAAGAUCAGCGUCCGCGGCGGUCUGUUUGCAUCGGCACUGAAGAAUACCGCUGUGAACUCAGCCCUGGCGCCCCCCCCACUCUUGUCCGCAACCGCCGGGGACUGGGUAUUCCACCCAGACCAGCGGCACAGGCUGUACAGCCUCGGCAAGGUACAUCACUAUGCAUGGCGUGGAAGCGAUAUGCAACGCGCGAAAUACGCUGCGAACGCGCGCCUUUUGCUGGAAGCUCCACAGGGCCUUCUGGGUCUUCCGCACAGGUCUCGACUCGCCAUGCUUAGAACCAGCGAGGAGAGCCACACUGCCAUCCUUCGAUUCCAUGGACGCCCUCCGAGAACCCUCAGGGACGAAAAGCCUUGCCAGUGCAGUUGGAUAGCCUCUCAAGACCUCACAGUCUAGGCCCCUCUGAGCCGAUCACGCGGGACAAGCUGGCGAAGCCGCUGGGAGUCUGGCGUCGAGCCCGACCCCUCUCGAACCGGCGUCCGCGCCUCUAGGCCCUCCGGCGCCGCGAAGUUCCGCUCGCUCACAACUCCAUGACCUCGUGCCGGCGGCCGACUGCGGCCGCCCUCACGCCCCUCUCGGGAUCCUUGGAGGUCCUUGUCGUGGGCGGCGGCGAGGGCUUGCGCACCGACCAACACCGGCAAGCCACCACGCAGGCGACCAGUGCCGCGAACGCGGCGGGCAGCCACGUGCCACCUCUGGGAGCGCCUUGUACGUCUGCGCUCCACCGGGGAGGCAAGUACGCGGGCGGAGUGGCUGCGGAAGUGCGCCACGCAACUGCGGCGGCUGGGGCCACGGGUGCCCGCAUGGCCCCAGCCUCCGUGGGCGUCGCCACUAGGCGCGUCGUCGUGGGGCCCGCCCCCAACGGAGGUGCCUCGCCAACGGCCGCCACACCCGUGGCAGGCGGUGCUGGCACUGUCGCUGUGGCUACCGUGGGCAUCGCUUCCCCCAGCACCGCCGUGGAAUUAGCUGCGGUGUAUGCGACACCCGCAGCUGGCGCCGCGGCCGGGGCGGCCGCUGGCGGUGGCCCGGCCACCGCGGGUGGCAGUGUGGCCGCGGGCGACGCUGGCAGCUCCUCCGCAAGCGGCUGCCCAGCGGAGCUGGAAACGGACGUCGAGGCUGGUGGCGCGGCCGCGGGCGUCGCCACUGGGGGCGUCGUCGUGGGGCUUGCUCUCACUGGAGCUGUCGCGUUCACGGCCGCCAAGCUCGGGGCAGGAGCAGCGGCGGGCGCUGUCGCUGUGGCUGUAGCUGCCGUGGGCGUCCCUGCCAACGCUGUGGAAUUGGCUGCCGUGUCCACGACCACCGCGGCCGACACUACGGCCGGCGAGGCUGGCGACAGCGGCCCAGCGACACUGGCCACGGACGUCGAUGGCGCGGCCGCGGGCGUCGCCGCUGGGGGCGUCGUCGUGGAGCCUGCUCUCCCUGGAGCUGUCGCGUUCACGGCUGCCAAGCUCGGGGCAAGCGCGGCAAGCGAUGUCGCUGUCGCUGUGGCUGCCGUAAGCGUCCCUGCCAACACCCGUCGAGAAUGAGCUGCCGUGUCCACGUCCCCCGUAGCCGACACUGCGGCUGGCGAGGCUGGCGGCAGCGGCCCAGCGGGCGUCGCCGCUGGGGGCGUCGUCGAGGAGCCUGCUCUCACUGGAGCUGUCGCGUUCACGGCCGCCAAGCUCGGGGCAGGCGAGGCGGGCGCUGUCGCUGUGGCUGCCGUGGGCGUCCCUGCCAGCGUCGUAGAAUUAGGUGCCGUAUCCACGACCCCCGUGGCCAGUGCCGCGGCAGGCGCUGGCGGCGGUGCGCCCGCGGACGAGGUCGGCAGCGACGCUGACGGCGGCCCAGCGGCGCUGGCCACGGACGUCGAUGGCGCGGCCGCGGGCGUCGCCGCUGGGGUCGUUGCCGUGGAGCCUGCUCUCUCCGGACCUGUCGCGUUCACGGCUGCCAUGCCCAGGGCAGGCACGGUCAGUGCCGGCGCUGUGGCUGCCGUGGGUGUCGCUACCGGCGGUGCCGCAGUGAAGUUAGCUGUCCUGCUCACAGCCUCCGCGGCCGUGGCCGCCUGCGCCUCCGCCGCCAACGCGCCCGCCGCGGUGUAGCCGCUUGUCGAUGAGUUCCCAAUCAGCUGCAGGGCCGCUUGCAGCGCCUCUCGCAACACGGCGAGGUCCACCGUGCCAGGGCCAUUGUGGUCCAUGUCGGUGGGGAUGCCGAGGUAGGGCAUGUCGAGCUUGGUGGAGAGCAGCUGGAAAUCCCAGGAAUGAGGCCUCUGCAUGAACUCUAUGACGGGCGUGCUGGCGACGCCGCAGAUGAGGUUGGAGAAGCCGGCGCCGUGAGGGCCUGCGAUCAGGCUGGCCUGUCUAAAGAUGCGGCAUGUCGUGGGCACGUCUGGGGUCGGAUCGUCGGAGAAGAUCUCCACCCUCCAGCCCGGCAGUGCGCUUCGCAUCGCCUCGACGACCUGGUCAUGGUUGGUCACUGAACGUCGGGUGGUCUUUUGGCGGCGGAUCAGAAGAGCUACCCUCUCGGCACCCUUGGGAUCCCCGGGCUCCCAACCUAUGUUCCGCGCUACCAGCUCGCGCAUACCUUGUACCGCGAAAGGCUGAGCACCUUUACGCAUGUUUGCGCAAGCAUUGCUCGGCGGAAAAUACACCACCUGGGCCUUCCACCACCCUUCCAGAAGCCGGCUGCCCUCGCCAGCGAGGGUGCCGAUGCCCACCAAGCGGGCCCAAGCUUGUCCAGUCUCGUCAACCAUACCCGUGUGAAAGAAAGUGCUGUUGUCCUCGAGUACGGACGGGUGCUGCUGGCGUAUCCACAUGACGCGGGACAAGGAGUCUACGACGAAGUGGUAGUACGCCCUCCACUGCGGCUGCGUCAACACCACGAUUGCUUUCAGGGGGGGACCAGGCCUGUGGUGUGCUGGAUCGCAGCCCUCGACUUGCUUCCCCCCUUCGUCGCACACGUAGGGCGCCUUGCUGCUCACGCCGCAGUAUGGCGUAUCGGGUAUGCAGCAGCCCUCUGGGAAGCCGCAGCCGUCCCAUUCCAGGCAGCCAUUGUGGCCGCACCCCACCAGUGCUUUCGUGACGUGCGUGUAGGGCAGCGAAGCGUUGCAGCCAGACUCCUCGCGCCCCUGGCCGGCCUGGCGGCUGGCGUUGGCGGCGUCGCAGUCCUCGAAGACCUGGCCCUUGCAGCUCACCACGGCGUUGUAGAACAAGGUGACCUGCGAGGCCGCGCCCUCCUUCCUCCGCAUCACCUCGGCCAGAUCCAGCCCGUCGCCGGCGACUCGGUAGCCUGUGGGCGCCGCCGCGCUGGCCAGAGCAGAAACGACGGCCCCGAAUGCAUAAUGGCCGCGCCACAUGGCGGCCCGCAGCGUGACCAGCCUGGCACCGGUAUGCCCCGAUCGCAACUGGAUCGGCAGCCCCCGGGUGCUCCCCGGGCGAGCGCCGCCACGCCCACUCGAGCCAGC
Molecule: messenger RNA, 3494 nt
Organism: Prorocentrum cordatum
Lineage: Eukaryota; Dinophyceae; Prorocentrales; Prorocentraceae
Source: the annotation of a GenBank genome assembly